Molecule: messenger RNA, 3690 nt
Organism: Cuscuta campestris
Lineage: Eukaryota; Viridiplantae; Streptophyta; Magnoliopsida; Solanales; Convolvulaceae
Source: the annotation of a GenBank genome assembly
CGAAAGAUGCCACGGCACCCCAUCCCCCUUCGGACCGGAGUUCGGCAAACCCCGCCGACGAUUUUUCCACUCCUGACCCAGAAAUCUUGUUGAGCCAUCAUCAUCAUCACCACUACAUAAAAGUAUGGGAUCAAGAAGAACAGCUCAUCAACAUGCACAUGCUGCGACUUCGUCUUCCAGAAAGUCAACAUUCCCAGAGCAAAUGUAAAUCCAUUAUUAUCAUCAAAUGGUGUAUUAUAUCUACUACUAAUCAAUGAUCAUCCAAAUACUAUUCAAUUUCACAACAAAUCACAGCAGCCCACCUCACGAAUGCCGCAGGAAUUUCUUCUUUUCUCAUCUCACUUGAGAAAUUUUCAAUUUCAAACACUUCUAUCCCACUGUAUACUCAUUUUUCUCCAGCUCUGUAAGGUAGUGAUUUUGCAAAUUGUGUCCGGAUCUAGUAUUGCCAGAAGAGGUUUCUGAAUCUGGGAAAUGAGCACCAGAAGAAUCACUUGGAUUGGAGUGAGUUUGCUUGUAUGGAUUUGUUGGUUUAUGUUGUUUACAAGGGCAGAUGACCGAGUUACUCAUCCUGAUGAAGUGAAGGCAUUGCUUGCCAUUAAGGGCAGUUUGGUUGAUCCAAAUAGGAAUCUCAGUAACUGGAGAAAGGGAGAUCCAUGUGUCUCUAAUUGGACUGGUGUGCUGUGCUAUAAUGACACCAUGAAUGACGGAUACCUUCAUGUUCGAGAACUGCAACUUCUGAAUAUGAACAUAUCAGGAAGCUUAUCACCCGAGCUUGGCCGCUUAUCUUAUAUGAACAUAUUAGACGUAAUGUGGAACAGUAUUGGUGGAAGUAUACCAAAGGAAAUCGGGAACAUUACAUCAUUAAAACUAUUGCUUCUGAAUGGAAACAAACUGACAGGUUCAUUGCCUGAAGAGCUUGGUUAUCUUCCUAACUUGGACAGGAUACAAAUUGACCAGAAUUAUAUUUCUGGACCUAUACCCGUUUCAUUUUCCAACUUGAACAAAACAAAACACUUCCACAUGAAUAACAACUCCUUAAGUGGUCAAAUCCCACCUCAGCUGUCUAGACUUCCAAAUAUUGUUCACUUAUUGCUUGACAAUAACAACUUAUCGGGAUACCUUCCACCGGAGCUGGCUGAAAUGCCAAACUUGCGCAUUCUUCAACUUGACAACAACCACUUUGAAGGGAGUCAAAUACCAGAGUCAUAUGGAAACAUGUCUCGUUUGCUGAAAAUGAGUCUCAGGAACUGCAGCCUGCAAGGACAAGUACCAGACCUGAGCAACAUUGGUAAUCUCAGUUACAUAGAUCUCAGCUUUAACCGACUUACAGGGAACAUACCAUCAAAUAGGCUCUCUAAGAAUAUCACAACCAUUGAUUUAUCAAACAACAAUCUCAAUGGAAGUAUCCCUGCAAGCUUUUCUGAACUUCCUCGUUUGCAGAGACUGUCUCUUGCGAACAAUUCAUUAAGUGGUUCUGUACCAUCCAUUAUCUGGCAAAAUAGGGUUCUCAAUGGAACCGAGAAACUCUUCAUGGACUUUCAGAACAAUGCAGUUUCCAAUAUAUCAGGCAGUUUGCUUAUCCCCAAAAAUGUUGAUGUUAGGUUCCAAGGAAACCCUGUCUGUUCAAAAGGAAACCUAACUGGAGUUUGUGGUGGUUCUUCUGGUGAUGGAACUGACAACACAGGCUCAGAUAAAGCCAAUGACUGUCCCCCAUUGGGGUGCCCCCCGCCCUACGUAUAUGCCAUGCCUCGUCCCACUUGCUUUUGUGUUUUACCUCUGAUUGUUAGGUAUAGGUUAAAAAGUCCGGGAUUCCGCAAUUUCCUGCCAUACAAGAACGAGUAUGAGUGGUACUUGAGUGAUGGUCUUAAGCUGAACCUCUCACAAGUUAAUAUUUCUACCAUUACGUGGGAACCGGGCCCUCGGUUGAAGAUGGACUUCCAGUUUUACCCAAUCUUUGUUGACAAUAAUAGUUCUAGUGAAUUCAACAAGAGCGAAGUUUUACGGAUUAUGAGCUUUUUUACCGGAUGGUUGAUACCUGAUAAUGAUCUUUUUGGACCUUAUGAACUUCUUGGGUUCAUCCUUCUGGGAGGCUAUUCAAAUUACAUCCCUCCUCUAGCUUCAUCAUCUGGCUUAAGCAAGGGAGCUAUUGCCGGCAUUAUACUAGGGUCAAUUGGCGGUGCAGUUACACUUUCUGCCUUCUUGUCAAUUCUCAUUCUAAGAUCUCAUAUGCAGAGAUAUCGUUUAGUAUCCAAAAAAAGCCAGAUGUCAAAGAUCUCCAUCAAAAUUGACGGUGUAAAAGAGUUUGGUUUUGAAGAAAUGACAGCAGCAACAAAAAAUUUCAACAGCUCAAGCAUUGCGGGGCAGGGAGGGUAUGGAAAAGUUUACAGAGGUGUCUUAGCGGAUGGGACAGCUGUGGCGAUCAAACGCGCUGAACCGGGAUCAUUGCAGGCUGAAAGAGAGUUCCUUACUGAAAUUAAACUAUUGUCUAGGCUGCAUCACAGAAACCUUGUGUCUUUACUUGGUUACUGUGGAGAGGAAGGUGAACAGAUAUUGGUAUACGAAUUCAUGUCAAACGGCAGUUUGAGAGAUCAUAUAUCUGCUAAAUCGAAAGAAGCUCUAAGCUUUGGCAUGAGAUUGAGAGUUGCAUUGGGUUCUGCAAAAGGCAUUCUUUAUUUGCAUACCGAAGCUGACCCCCCUAUAUUCCAUAGAGAUAUCAAGUCAAGUAACAUAUUGUUGGAUGCAAACUUUACAACCAAAGUUGCCGAUUUUGGACUUUCGCGCCUCGCUCCUGUCCCCGAUCUUCAUGGGGAGUUGCCUGCUCAUGUCUCUACUGUUGUUAAGGGUACUCCGGGAUAUCUCGAUCCGGAGUAUUUCCUAACAAACAAACUCACAGACAAGAGCGACGUUUACAGCCUCGGGGUAGUAUUUCUAGAGUUGUUGACCGGAAUGCACCCUAUUUCUCAUGGCAAAAACAUUGUGAGGGAGGUCAACGCUGCAUAUUCAUCGGGCGAUAUACUCUCUGUGAUCGACGAACGAAUGGGAUCGUACCCCACAGAGUGUGUGGAGAAGUUUGUAACAUUGGCACUGAAAUGUUGCCACGAAGAAACGUGCUCGCGGCCUUCAAUGGCAGAAGUGGUUAGGGAACUGGAAUGCAUACGGGCUAUGAUGCCGCCGGAGUCGGACGCCGCUGAAACGGGGGGAUCGGGAGUCACUGUUCACGACAAUGCCACCAGCUCGUCGUCGUCUGCAAUGAAACAUGGUUAUGUUUCAGCGGAUGUUUCCGGGAGUGACCUCGUCAGCGGCGUCGUCCCCACCAUUACUCCCAGAUGACACACUGGCUCAAACAACACCAACUGUGUGUGUGUGUGUAUAUAUGUACAGUCAUUCACUUCCCCUGUAUUUGAAUGUUAGAAGAAAUCAGAACAUGUCUUAGCUGUAGGGUCUUUUUUACGCAGAAAGAGUCAAUGUUCCGCCUCCACUGGGACUCGAAGCUGAGUGAACUUUCUCAUGAAUUCUGGGGAACGAGUUUCCUACCACUCAAGUGAGAAUUUCCAAUUUUAGUAACCUCUUGUCACAUUAUAUUUGUGUCUUUGUCCCAUUUUCCUAAUUUUGUUUGUACCAGAAUACAUCUCAUAUUUGACUUCUGAUUGUUUCCCAUGCAACAUUUUAAUUGUUGGUAACUGUACUUGU